Durotheca rogersii is the source of this 2020-nucleotide messenger RNA. RefSeq names its product globin-like protein. The coding region runs from base 381 to 1739 and encodes 452 amino acids. Lineage: Eukaryota; Fungi; Ascomycota; Sordariomycetes; Xylariales; Xylariaceae. Gene Ontology annotation, cellular component: intracellular anatomical structure. The record is from RefSeq and is a predicted model, not a curated record. The transcript has a single exon. Gene Ontology annotation, biological process: cellular response to nitrosative stress; nitric oxide catabolic process. Gene Ontology annotation, molecular function: heme binding; oxygen binding; nitric oxide dioxygenase [NAD(P)H] activity.
UCCAGACCUGCCUGUUAGAUUACCCUCAUCCACCCCGAAUACUACACAACGAGACCGGACAGAACAUGAUAUCAGAUUUCCAAACGGAGAAUUUAAAAGAAGAAUAAGAAUUAUUGAUAUCUUGUUUAUCUGAAUCUCAUCCGCCGAUCCCCCCCCCUCUAAAUAUACGUCUCGUACUCUUGGCGCGCACUGGCUCGGAAGCUCAGCUCUUCACACUAUUGCUAACUAACUCGCCAUCCAUACGAACUCCGUCCGUGGUCCGGGGAAGACGAACCCGCCGCCGGCGCCGCCGUCGUAGAGCACCAGCACCAGCACCAGUACCGGCACCAGUGGCACCAGCACCACCAGAUAACGCGGGGACCAGGACUUAGCGCCCAGCCAUGCUUAACAACCGGGAGUCGCAGCUGGUCAAGGAGACGAUCCCGGCGCUCCGUCAGCAUGGCGAGCACAUCUCGACCGUCUUCUACAAGACCAUGCUCCGCGACCACCCGGAGCUCAACAACCUCUUCAACAGCGUCAACAUGCACACGGGCCGGCAGCCCCGCGCGCUGACGGCGCUCAUCCUCGCCUUCGCCUCCAACAUCGUCAACAUCAGCGAGCUGACCGAGAAGCUCGAGCGCGUGGCCCAGAAGCACGCCUCGCUCGGCAUCCAGCCGGACCAGUACGAGAUCGUGGGCCGGUACCUGCUGCGGGCCUUCUCGGCCGUGCUGGGCCCGUCGAUGACGCCCGAGGUCAAGCUCGCCUGGACCAAGGCGUACUGGGUGAUGGCGAAGAUGCUGACGGGCCGCGAGGCGCAGCUGUACCGCGACUUCGCGCCGUGGACGGGCUGGCGCAAGUUCAUGAUCUACGACCGGCGCGCCGAGACGCUCGAGGGCAACAUCGUGUCGCUGUCGCUGCGGCCGGUCGACGGCGCGCCGCUGCCCGAGUUCAUGCCCGGCCAGUACGUGACGCUGCGCAUCCUGGUGCCGGGCCAGCGCUCGGCGCAGCUGCGGCAGUACUCGCUCAGCGAGGCGCCGCGGCCGGACCACUACCGCAUCACGGUCAAGCGCGACCAGGGCGUCAACUACGACUACGCGUCGGGGUCGUCGGCGGCGUCGCUGGCGCUGCGCGACGCGGACGCGAUGACGGUGUCGUCGGCGGCGAGCAGCGCGUCCGACAGCAGCCUCGGCAGCGCGCUGCCGCACCGGCCCGGCGUAGUGUCGAACGCGCUGAUCGACGAGAUCCGCGAGGGCGACGUAGUGGAGCUGACGCACCCGGCGGGGGCCUUCUACCUGGACCCGGCCGAGGACAGCUCGAUGCCGCUGGUGCUGAUCUCGGCGGGGGUGUGCGUGGCGCCGCUGGUGGCGAUGCUGAACGCGGCGCUGGGCGCGGGCGGCAGCGGCGGGCGGCCGCGCACGCGCCGGCCCAUCUCGUGGAUCCAGGCGUCGCGCCACGACGCGCCGUUCCAGGCGCACGUGGAGGCGCUCGCGCGCGCGCACCCGAACCUGCGCACCAAGUUCUUCAAGUCGCGCCUGUCGGACAGCGACGUGCUCUCGUACACGUCCAGCUUCGAGAACGACUUCGGCGCCCUCACGCCCGACGACCUCUGCCUCGCCAACCGCUCCGCCGAGUACUACGUCUGCGGCCCCGAGAAGUUCAUGCUCCAGGCCGCCAGGCGCCUGCGCCGCGGCGGCGUCCGCCCCGAGCGCGUCCGCUUCGAGAACUACUCCGUCGGCAGCUUCGAGGUCAACCUAGAUUAAUGCCGCGCCGCGGCGCCCCUCGGGUUUCUUUUCUGUUCUACUCCCCUCUAUCCCUAUUUCCUAUAUCUAGUCAUUGUUUCAUUUUUAAAUAGAAGAUAAUCAGGCGCGUGAAGGCUUUCCUUAAAGCAUUUUUUUUUUCUUUUCCGCCUGUUUCGAAAAGCCUGGCGCUUUCGAAUCCUUGUGGCGCGGCCCGUCGCGGCCCGUUAUGCGAUUUUUGCUUGGGAUCGGGCCUAUCGUCUACUGGCCCUGACGCGGGUGUAAUGGGAAGAGAGGGAGGCCCG